UUAUUAUUAAAAAAUAAAAAUAAUACCGUUCCAAAAAUGGAUUAGUGUAAAGUUCACGAAGGUGCGUCUGCGUUACGUCUUUUCCCUAUAAAAGCAGGCAGCAGACUCACGCUGAUUCUCACUCACUUGUCUCUCUCCAUCACAAGCGCAAGGUUGAGUAAUUCCAGAUGUCAAUGAAGCGUGCUGCUUCGUCCGCUGUUCGUGCUGUUGCUUCCUUGGGGAAUUCUCCAGUUCAAGCCAGAACUCUUCACGCUUCCCCAGGCAGCAAAAAGAUCGUCGGUGUCUUCUACAACGCAAAUGAAUACGCUUCACUGAACCCCAAUUUCUUAGGCUGUGUCGAGAACAGCUUGGGCAUUCGUCAAUGGCUGGAAUCGCAGGGUCAUCAGUACAUCGUUACGCCAGACAAAGAAGGACCAGAAUGUGAGCUUGAGAAACACAUACCUGAUCUCCAUGUGCUGAUAACCACUCCAUUCCACCCGGCCUACGUCACAGCAGAAAGGAUCAAAAAGGCCAAAAACCUACAAUUAUUGCUCACCGCAGGCAUAGGCUCGGACCACAUCGAUCUCAAAGCUGCAGCAGAUGCUGGAUUAACAGUGGCAGAGGUCACAGGCAGCAAUGUUGUAUCAGUUGCUGAAGAUGAACUCAUGAGGAUCCUCAUCCUAGUCCGGAACUUCUUGCCUGGUUACCAUCAAGUCAUUAACGGCGAAUGGAAUGUCGCCGCCAUUGCUCACCGAGCAUACGACCUCGAAGGCAAGACAGUCGGCACAGUCGGAGCAGGACGAAUUGGUCGACUACUCCUCCAGAGAUUGAAGCCAUUCAACUGCAAUCUACUCUACCAUGACCGCCUCAAGAUCGACCCCGAGCUGGAGAGCCAAAUUGGAGCCAAGUACGAGGAAGAUCUCGACGCAAUGCUCCCAAAGUGUGACGUAAUUGUCAUCAACACACCUCUAACUGAAAAAACAAAGGGCUUGUUCAACAAGGAAAAGAUCGCGAAACUGAAGAAAGGAGUUCUAAUCGUGAACAACGCCAGAGGCGCGAUCAUGGACACUCAAGCAGUCGUCGACGCUUGCAACAGCGGCCACAUUGCAGGAUACAGCGGAGAUGUUUGGUACCCACAGCCGGCCCCGAAGGACCACCCAUGGCGAUACAUGCCAAACCAAGCUAUGACCCCUCACAUAUCCGGAACCACCAUCGACGCCCAGCUGCGCUACUCAGCCGGAGUCGAGGACAUGCUUCGCAGGUACUUCAAAGGUGAAGAUUUCCCUGCACAGAAUUACAUUGUUAAGGAUGGAGAGUUAGCGCCGCAAUAUCGUUAGAUCUUUAAAUCCAUCCCCUGCCCUUUUGCUCGUCCUCUUUCCCGUCUGCGAACUCGAAAUAUUUAUCAAAUAAAAUGUACCGUCGCUUUUCUUCGGUUCAUACAUAA
Andrographis paniculata is the source of this 1423-nucleotide messenger RNA. RefSeq names its product formate dehydrogenase, mitochondrial. Gene Ontology annotation, molecular function: formate dehydrogenase (NAD+) activity; oxidoreductase activity, acting on the CH-OH group of donors, NAD or NADP as acceptor; NAD binding. Gene Ontology annotation, cellular component: chloroplast; mitochondrion. NCBI's taxonomy places the organism in Eukaryota, Viridiplantae, Streptophyta, Magnoliopsida, Lamiales, Acanthaceae. The transcript is spliced from 6 exons. The record is from RefSeq and is a predicted model, not a curated record. The coding region runs from base 168 to 1316 and encodes 382 amino acids.